Diaporthe amygdali is the source of this 1887-nucleotide messenger RNA. RefSeq lists its product as uncharacterized. The transcript is spliced from 2 exons. Lineage: Eukaryota; Fungi; Ascomycota; Sordariomycetes; Diaporthales; Diaporthaceae. The record is from RefSeq and is a predicted model, not a curated record. The coding region runs from base 1 to 1887 and encodes 628 amino acids.
AUGUCUACUGCAAGAUCACGACCAGCAGACCUGUCGCUGCCGGCCGAUGGAGGGGCCUGGCUGAAGCAAUCAUACCAGGAUACCGAUCAGCAGCUCCACGGGAAUAACAACAACAACCCCCCUGGCCAGUCCGAACAAAGUGAUCAGCACAAUGAUCAGCAGCAGCACACAUUGCCUUCUUCUUUGCAACCACACCAACACCCAAUUGCUCUGCCCAGCGAGACUCGCGACCAGUCCUUCGUUUACUACAAUCCAAACUCCAACUCGUCAGCUUCCGACCUCACCUCCCCCCUCACUCCUACCUUUUCCCACCACGGUGGUAGCCACCUGCGAUACGCCAGCUCCACCUCGUCCCUCGACCUUCAAGCAGCUACUUCCUCGACCUGCUCCGACAGCCCAGUGUCACCGGCCCAGCCCCCACACAAUGCCAACAACAACAACAACAACAACAACAACACAAGCGCUAGUGCCAACAAGAGACUGCUGCCAGACGUGCAAGAAGAGCCGCUCGAGCGCGACGGCGACAGCGACGGCGACCUGGACGAGGACCGCCACUCUGCAAUGACCAUGUUGACCGACGACCAGAUGAGCAGUCUCUACGACUGUUUGUGUGACUCGCCAUGCAUCCACCAAAACUCCGACAUGGUCCACAGCGCCGACUGGACUCGCCCCGUCGACAAUGAUCUGGGCUGUUUCGAAUAUGAUAUGGGAUUCUUGAGCGACGGCGACCAAGAUCCCACGCUCCACCCCACAAAGCGCAAUGGCGCCGACUCGCCCCUUGCCGGUCUCACAAUGCGACUGGGUACGCGCUUCCCGACCCUGAAUCGCUGGAGAUCGACAAAGCGAAGGCACAGGGCUUUCACGGCUGCAUCCGAGCCGUCUCUCGACCUGCCUCCUGCCUUGUCCCGCGCCACCUCGACGAGCCGGUCGUCCUCCCUGUCGGCACCCAGCCGGAGAUUUAACGACCGGUCUAACGAGCCCCCUUUGCCGCCCACGCCUGCCCUGUCCUUCUACGAAUUCGAAAGCACUGAGAGCAUACCAAUCCCUAGAGUUGCCAGCAUCGACAUCGAGAGGGCGAGUGCUGUGCGACAGAGCAUAGAGAGAGAGCGGGCGCUUGCGACCACUCCUCUGUUGCCGCCCCUGAUGACUGAGGUCCCCUCAAUUAUCUCGUCUCAGACACAAUCUCAGGCGCCAUCUCCUCUCCAGUCGCCCACCAUCGCUCCUCAGUUAGGCUCGGAGCUGAACUCGCCAGUCGUUUAUGCGACUCCACCGCUGAGCACAAAGCCAUCCUUCUCUUCUUUUCGACCUCCCCUCUUGACCAGUCUGUCCUCACCAGUUGUUGCCACGAGUGACGUGGUUUGCACGAUCCCGCACCUAUUGGAACAACACGACGCCUGGUCCGACCGCCUUGGGCAUGCCAACUACACCAUCCUGCCCAGGCCCUACAAUCCCCAAGCCGCCGACUUUGACACUCUACGCACCCUACGCGCCGACUGGGACCUGGCCAGAAUUAACUACACCAAGCACAUUGUGCGCACUGGCGAACAUUACGGCACAACUUCCAAGGCCUACGCUCUCACCGAAGCGAAGUGGGCGGAGACUGAGCGGGAAUGGAAGCAGGCGCACGACGCCCUGCUUGAUCGUGUCGCCGCCCUAAACCCCGGCUUCGAAGCCCAACUGCGGUGGGACCGCCUACAGGACGACACUCCUACGGCCAUCCCAAAGAUGCUGGAUGCCGAAGGCAAGUUCCCUGAUCUGGGAGACGAGGACAUUGUUGGUCCUAUGGUGCGGGACGCUGUCAUGGUGCGUGAUCCGGGCUCAGAGGCAGAGAAUGGCGCGAGGAAGUUCUGGAAGAACCUCGCAGGCAAGGUCGGACUGAGGAAGUGA